CUCGAUCGGCGCUUCCCGAGGCUUCGCAAGUGUGACGCGUUCAUCUCGGAAGCUGCUCCGUGUUUGGUUGCCCGAUCCGUGCGUACUGCAGGGUAGUUGCCUAGCGGACGCUGAUCGGUAGCAAAAACGCACAGUUGCAGUUCGGAGUGAUGAUCUAAACUUCUUUUAAAACCGUGAUGUUGACGCUGCGUGUACAAGCUUUGGCGAGUAAGGUCAUCGAGGGAGCAGGGAUGUUGGUUUGAGUCUUUAAUCGGCUUGAAUGACAGUUUAAAGACACUUCUCUGGAAUACAGAUUAUUUAAGUUCUUGCAAAAAAGAAUGACAUUUUUCUGUGUUUCUGGCGGCAGGUAACGUAAUAGUUCGAGCUUAAUUGCCUGCAAGUAAAGCAGAGGCUCAGUGAAGACUGUACUUGAGCAGUUUGCUGCGUUCGUAAUCCCUGCUUACUAAUCCGGUAAAUGAGAGCUACUACUACCGUCGGUAAUACUGGCGUCCUCGGAAAAUCACAACAUUUAGAACCGCGAUGCUUAGAAGACAGCGCCUUGAAUAUAGUCUAGGUCAGACAACCGAAAUGAAAAGGAUUAAACUGUAAGUGGGGCAGCCAGAAAUGUUCAUAUUUGGUGCUCCUUAUCAGCGAAGACAUUCAUGAUUCAGUGGCUGUUGACAAUUUAUUAUGCGAGGGAUCUCAGCUGUAGCCGAUAGUUGGUACUAACGCGUUCUGUUGCACCAUCCGUCCGCUUCGUCUGACAGUGAACUAUAUUUUUGACUGCCAUGUUAUCGUGGUGACGAUUGGAUGCACCAGUGAUCGGAAGGACCUUGGAAGUAAUGUAUCAUAAUGCUAAAGUGUGACGAGUUGUGGCCGCGAAAACCUAAACAAUACUAGUCACCGCUGUCAGUGCAUGCUCACUUGUCAGCUUGUGAGAUACACGAACUUAUAACCCGGAGCUUGAAACACCCCGGCCACCUACAGAUCAAGUUAAUCUGAUGCCACCACCGAUGAAAACUGGAGGAUAUCACCAGCUGAUCAACCAGCUGAUCUUCAUUGACAGGGUGGCUUCAACUGGCCUGCAAAAAAGUUGCAGACGGCAGCAAGGUGCUCAAGAAACGGAAGGCCAGUUGCUACAAGGACGCUGCCGAUGAGGAGGGCAAGUUUGGCCGCAUGGACGAGGACGCCCUGGAGAAGGAGCGGUACGAGGCAUGGCCUGCUACGGCCGAUGCGCUGGCGGCACCGCGGCCAGGUGAUGGCGGUGAGCUGCUCGAGUCGCUCUCUGCCAAAAAGGAGAACCAUAGUGAGAUUGAGCGGCGGCGGCGCAACAAGAUGACAGCCUACAUCACGGAGCUCUCGGACAUGGUGCCCACGUGCAGUGCGCUGGCGCGCAAGCCCGACAAGCUGACCAUCCUGCGCAUGGCGGUAGCCCACAUGAAAUCCCUCCGUGGAACUGGCAACACAAGCAGCGACGGCACCUACAAGCCUUCCUUCCUCACUGACCAGGAGCUCAAGCACCUCAUAUUGGAGGCAGCUGAUGGCUUCCUCUUUGUGAUCUCCUGUGACACGGGGCGAGUCAUCUAUGUCUCCGACUCGGUCGGCCCCGUGCUCAACCAGUCCCAGUCUGAGUGGUUCAAUGCGUGCCUGUACGACCUGAUCCAUCCAGAGGAUGUCGAGAAGGUACGCGAACAGCUUUCUACCCAGGAGGCCUCCAGCUCGGGGCGCAUCCUUGACCUGAAGACUGGAACUGUCAAGAAGGAAGGUCAUCAGUCGUCGAUGCGGCUAUGUAUGGGUUCCCGGCGGGGGUUCAUCUGCCGCAUGAAGCUGGGGAAUGUGCAGCCUGACGUGCAGGGCCUGCAGAGGCUGCGCCAGCGCAAUGCCUUGGGCCCGUCGCCUGACGGUGCCGCCUACGCUGUCGUCCACUGCACUGGUUACAUUAAAAACUGGCCUCCAUCAGGAGUCCAAGUGGAACCCGGUGAUCAGGAUGGGGGCAGCCAUUGUUGCCUGGUGGCCAUUGGUAGACUGCAGGUGACCAGUGCUCCGAAUCCCAGUGAUCUCGUGGGGUCAAACUCAAAUGCAGAGUUCAUCUCUCGUCAUUCUUUGGAUGGAAAGUUCACUUUUGUCGACCCCAGGUCAGGAGCCAUUUACAGCUGUCAUGGACUUCUUGUAGAGUCAUUGCCAUUUUGAAGCCGUGCCAAAACCAGGCAGACACAACUUCCGUUAAUUAGACCUUGUCGAGACCAACAAAAUUGAUUGACUUAUCUGGCA
Messenger RNA from Dermacentor andersoni, 2250 nucleotides. Its product is annotated as aryl hydrocarbon receptor nuclear translocator homolog. The record is from RefSeq and is a predicted model, not a curated record. NCBI's taxonomy places the organism in Eukaryota, Metazoa, Arthropoda, Arachnida, Ixodida, Ixodidae. Gene Ontology annotation, biological process: regulation of DNA-templated transcription. Gene Ontology annotation, molecular function: protein dimerization activity; DNA-binding transcription factor activity. Gene Ontology annotation, cellular component: transcription regulator complex; nucleus; cytoplasm.